AUGGCCAUUCACCAAUUGCAAGCUGUUUGGUUUAAAGAAUGUGGAACAAGGCCGGUUGUGGAUGAGAUAACAACAGGGAUUCGGAUUGUAGGUGGACAUGAUGCUCAGAUUGGAGCCUGGCCGUGGCAAAUUAGUCUUCAAGUUUACCGAUUCGGUUUAGGAUAUCAUCAUGUAUGUGGUGGAUCUUUAAUAAAUCAUAACACAGUGCUGACAGCAGCACACUGCAUUCGAAAAUGGAUAGAUCCAGAAUUUUGGAGGGCUGUGAUAGGUAUGCAUCAUCUUUACAGACAUCAUUCUCAUACAAUAAAGAGCCGGGUUAGGGCUAUCAUUCUCCAUGCUGAGUUCAACAAGAUGACCUUUCAAAGAGACAUUGCCUUAUUUAAACUAGUCACCUCUAUCAGAUUCAAUACAUUUAUUCAGCCCAUCUGCUUACCUGAUGUCCCUCUUGUUGUGACUGCGGAGACUCCCUGUUACAUAAGUGGAUGGGGAAAUUCAAAGGAGAAAGGUCCCCCAAGAGCUGUAUUACAAGAAGCUCAAGUAAACAUUAUUUCACAAGACAAAUGUAAUAGCCUGGACUGGUACGCAGGGGCAGUAUUUGAGGAUAUGCUUUGUGCUGGCUUAGAAGGUGGUGGUGUUGACACUUGCCAGGGAGACAGUGGUGGACCACUGAUGUGCUAUUUCCCAGACAGCACCAGGUAUUAUCUGAUAGGAGUCACCAGCUUUGGCAUGGGCUGCGGUAAACCAAAAUUUCCAGGAAUCUAUAUACGCACAGCAACUUACGGAAAAUGGAUAAAUUCACAAGCUAUUGUAUAUGACAAAACCACCACUGUGAGCAUUCCAUGUGUUCUGAUCUUUUUGAGUGCGGAUUUGGCAGUUUUGCAUCUUGUUCUGUGA
Molecule: messenger RNA, 894 nt
Organism: Gekko japonicus
Lineage: Eukaryota; Metazoa; Chordata; Lepidosauria; Squamata; Gekkonidae
Gene: TMPRSS12
Product: transmembrane (C-terminal) protease, serine 12
Exons: 5
Coding region: 1-894 (297 amino acids)
Biological process (GO): proteolysis
Molecular function (GO): serine-type endopeptidase activity
Source: RefSeq, a predicted model, not a curated record